Messenger RNA from Prosopis cineraria, 1913 nucleotides. Its product is annotated as ribose-phosphate pyrophosphokinase 4. Gene Ontology annotation, biological process: purine nucleotide biosynthetic process; 5-phosphoribose 1-diphosphate biosynthetic process. NCBI's taxonomy places the organism in Eukaryota, Viridiplantae, Streptophyta, Magnoliopsida, Fabales, Fabaceae. Gene Ontology annotation, molecular function: ribose phosphate diphosphokinase activity; magnesium ion binding. The transcript has 7 exons. The coding region runs from base 650 to 1609 and encodes 319 amino acids. Gene Ontology annotation, cellular component: ribose phosphate diphosphokinase complex; cytoplasm. The record is from RefSeq and is a predicted model, not a curated record.
ACAGCUAGCUCUCUCACUUCCGUUCCCGUCUUUCGCUUCCUGUCCCACGUUGCAGCUCCAUCUCUCUCGCGGUACGUUUUCUUCUUUGCAUUCUCCAAUCCAUGUUACUCUCUAAAGUCUAAACCACUUAAAUCUUUCAAAUGCCUCUCUCGAUGCUAUGAUGCUUUGUUUAUGCGACGGGUCUCAAAAACAGUGGGAUGAUUUGACGCUCUGUGUGUUCCACGAUUUCUUCGUCUUCCCAAGACGAUGCAUGAGAUGGGAAUGCGAUUAUUCUUCUCUACCAGACUGCCAGGAGCUGUUUGAGGAUAUAAUUUUGUCGUUAAUGCUCCCAACGCUAAACGCUAAACAGAAAAGCAGGUUCCAUCAGUCUGGGGAAGAAGUACGUUCACACAACGGGAAACCGAGAUUUACCAAACCCACCCCCCCCCCCCAAAAAAAAAAAAAAAAAUUACAUCAAGCAUCCAUGAACACAUACUUUUGCCAAGACCAAACAAAGGGCACUUGAAACCCGUUGGCAAACACAUCCUACGACCCUCGUUUUCUUCACGCAGUCGCAAGCCCACUGUAUAUUUAUUCUGUCUUCCUAAACCCUUUACAUUCCUAAAUUGCCGGCGUUGUCCGCUCCGCUAGCACUGUUGAAGCGAGAGCAAUGGCAACGGAGAAGACUUGGAAGAAGCAAAUCAAUCUGUUCUACUGCCUCGAAUGUGAAGACCUUGCUCGCAAGGUUGCUGCAGAAUCUGAUCAUAUCACUCUUCAGAAUAUCAGUUGGAGGUCUUUUGCUGAUGGAUUUCCAAAUAUUUACAUACAUAAUGCAGAAGAGCUCCGAGGUCAACAUGUUGCUUUUCUUGCAUCUUUCAGCACUCCAGCACUUGUUUUUGAACAACUGUCUGUCAUAUAUGCACUCCCGCGUCUAUUUGUUGCCUCCUUCACUUUAGUGUUACCUUUCUUUCCAACUGGGUCCUUUGAACGCAUGGAAGAAGAAGGAGAUGUAGCAACUGCAUUCACCCUUGCCAGGAUGCUCUCUGAUAUUCCUGUAUCAAGAGGUGGCCCAACUAGUUUAGUCAUAUAUGAUAUACAUGCUUUGCAGGAGAGGUUUUACUUUGGAGAUGAGGUUUUGCCUUUGUUUGAAACUGGAAUUCCAUUGUUAAAGCAACGCCUGCGCCAGCUUCCUGAUGCUGAUAAUAUAGUUAUUGCAUUUCCAGAUGAUGGUGCUUGGAAGCGAUUCCACAAGCAGUUUGAGAAUUUUCCUGUGUUGGUUUGUACAAAAGUUCGUGAAGGUGACAAGAGGAUAGUUCGACUAAAAGAAGGGAACCCUAUUGGACGUCAUGUAGUCAUUGUUGAUGAUUUGGUCCAGUCUGGAGGUACUCUUAUUGAGUGUCAGAAAGUCUUGGCAGCUCAUGGUGCAGCGAAGGUGAGCGCCUAUGUCACCCACGGCGUGUUUCCUAAACAAUCAUGGGAGCGUUUCACUCAUAAAAAUGGCUCGAAGAAUGCAUUUACAUACUUCUGGAUCACUGAUUCUUGCCCUGUCACUGUGAAAGCUAUAGCAAAUAAUGCUCCAUUUGAAGUGUUAAGUCUGGCAGGGUCCAUUGCAAAUGCCCUACAAAUUUGAAUACCAAGAAAGAAAAAUCAUGAUUGAAUAAUAUUUUGAAGCUUUGCGGAGAAAGUGAUUGCUGGCAAAUUACAGCAUCCAUUUACUUCUCUGCAUUAUCAUCUAAACUUUGUACAAGGAAAUUCAUGAAGCUGACUUCAUAUUAUCUGAACUCUUCUGAUUUUAGGAAAGGACCAAUAUUUAGAUGCGUUAUCGAGCCCUAGGGAUUGUUGUAAUCAAAGGGCAUGAAAGCUCCCUGCAUAAUUUGUGUCACAUGAACUUAGGAGAAGCUUCUAAUGAGAUACGAUGCCGAUAAUUGGAGUGA